GACCGCCACAGUGUUGUUCGACGAGAAAGAUACACGAAGGCGAGAAAUUCUUGUUUUUUUUUUUUUUUACAUCCGAACAUCGAAAAUCACGAGGAAAACGAUGGUAGAUGCACGUUCCAAAGGGUCAUCGAACGUAUAAGCUCAAUUGCCGCGGACACGUAAACCAUUCGUGGGUGAAGUGAAACACAUGUGUCGGUCAAACUGUGUUUUCCACAGCAGAGUGCCCGUCCCGUGUUUGACCCGUGAAAAUCGUCCGUUCAGAGAGCCAACUUGUACGCCAGUCGCAGAAAUUUCCAAGAUAUCAACGUGUUUGGCCGUGAAUAAGCCCGUUAAUGCGACGAGUUGCUUAUUCGACAUGAAGUAGAACUGAUUGCAAAAGGCGGCAGUGCGUGGGUGGGUGGGUGUCUGAGCGAUUGCCACUCAUGUACAGAAAAUUCCUUUCGGAAUUUGUCAGAAAAUGUGGCUGGCCCAUCAACGAUAGUGUGCUUUCUCGCUCGAUAUCACCCGUUCGAUCGGUGUAUCGUUAAUUGGCAUAUUGUCUGGACAAAUGUUCCUGGCCACAGGAAAAAAAUAUUUCAGUUAAAUUACAGAGCGACACCGCUCUUACUGUCAAUCUUUGGCCCAAUGUCAAUUUGACAGUAUCGAAGAAAUAAGAUCAAUAUGAUCCUCUCCUUUUAUUGUUACCAACUCUGUUGAGUCUGAGAGGAAUCUACACAUUCUGUUACUAUCAACACUGUCGUUCGAUACUUUUGUGUAACCAAGUUAUCUUUUGGUUCCUUGCCAAGUGUUCCUUUUUCUUUUUGUUUUGUUUUCUUCCCCUCUCCUCUUUCCUCCUAUAUGAAAGAUGCUUUCCUUAAACUGCGAAACAAGAAUACUUUAACAGGAACACUCAUUCGAAAUUGUUACUCAUAGUUUUAAGAGAAGGACCUGUUCAAGGCCGUGCCUCUCUCAUCAAACUGAUAUUAAGAGGCUGAAGCAUGAAAGGUCAAGCGGAGAAAAAUGGAUAUCGAUAAAGUAUCAGCAUGCGUGAGAAGUCAGCAGAAUGUCAUGCUCACGCAGGUCACGUGAGGGGCACAACAGAAAUGUGCUCACGUGAUCCUUCUACGUUGCACUCAACCCUUACCAAGGCAAAUGGUAAAAAUUCAAACCCACAGCCAACGCAUCAUUCAUCUGAAACACGCAUUGAUAACAACAUACUUCCAACGCCUGGCGGACGUUUAAAGUUUUUUAAAGAUGGCAAAUUUAUCUUGGAACUGUCCCAUCGCAGAGAUGGAGAAAGAACUACAUGGUUUCCAGUUCCAAAGAAAACAUUUUGGCCACCAGCCAGCACAACUCCGAAUCGACAAGAGAGUUCCACCUCUCUCAGUGUUUCAGAUGAUAAUUCAUCGGUUCAAUCAAGUCCUUGGCAAAGAGAUCACUGUUGGAAACAAGCGAAUCCAAGACAUAGAAUAUCCACGGAGUUUAAUUUUUACUAUCAUAGAAGUCCAAAAAAUCGUCUGUGCGCACAUCCUCGCUUAGUCGCAAGAAAACGCAGACGUCCGUUAGAUCCUACUUCUCUGUUACUCGUUUCAGAAUCAGUAACGAAUUACACGAAGCCAAUUCGUAAAGCAAAUGGCACAUCAACGGGAAAAGUUUUGAACCUAAUUAUCGACAAAUUGGCACGUCUUCUAGAUCCUAAUGUCGUCUCUCCACGCAAACGUAUUUUGCGUGAGCUAGAAAGAGUGUCGUUAGAAGAUCAAGCAUCGAAAAGACGCGCGACACCACAGCCUGUUUGUACAACAACAGCUCCUACAUCAUCACCAAAACAAUUAUCUUCAUAUAGUAUAACGAGUAUCCUAGGAGAAGAUAAACCAACUCACGAGCAAGGGUUUUUGAGGAAUUUAUUGAAACCAGAUGACAGGCAAACUGCAAAAUACUCAUCAAGCAAUUCGUACCCAAGAGUACGAAUGGAUCCAUACAUUGGUACAACUAAUGCACCUCUUCAACAUCCACUUUAUGGCGUACCAAUGUUACCUCCUGGACCAUACAGAGCUCCUUUAUGGAUGCAUUAUCCAUCGCCCGUCCAUUACCCACCUCCUAUGCCAUUGUAUGCACCACCACCACCUCAUCCACCAUCUCCUCCAAUUCAUCACUACAAAGACUACAGGGAACAGACUUUAACGCCUCCUUCGGAUAUGCCUCUAAAUCUGUCGAAGCAUGCGGGUUGAAUCUCAGGAUCCUAAAAGUUGGUGCCUUAUAUCAUCGGUGGGAUGAACCUGCGGAAACACUGCCCGUGUAACGCAAUAUAUUAGUAUUUUUUUAUUCGUAAACAGUAGUAUAGUAAGUAGAAAUACGCAACUGGAAAGACGAAGUCUGGAUGCUAUUCUUGUACAUAAAAGUGCAUAAACUGUCGAAGUUGGUAUAUAUAGGUAUUUUAUAUUAAUGUUAAAUUAAAUCAUGAGUAGUAUUAUACAAUUGUAAUUAAAAUUAUGUACGUGAUAUAAAUGAUCUUAUCACCUAAUGUGCUCAUUACUUUCUCAUUUUGAUUAAUUAUUGCUAAGAAAUAUUUUGUCGUCGUCUUGGAAUCCAUAAAUGUGUUCACACUGUAAGAUUGUAAAAUUUGAUUUUCAUUCAUUAUUUUUACUACUCAUGAUACAAAUAUUACGAUGAAAGGAAGAGCAUGCUCUCAUCUUACGCAUCUCACUUAUACAUUAUCUUGUUAUUCUUAUUAAUGUUACUGUCAUUAUUAUCAUUAAUAAAUGAUAUGACUAUUCAUUUAAAAAAAAAAUCACAUGAAAGACAUAGAAUUAUGUACAGAACAGAUUACUAUAUUUAGUAUAAAUAUUCCUAUGAAUAUUAUAUAUAUAUAUUAUUAUACAUACAUAUAUGUAUAUAUAUUAUAUAUAUAUAAUAAAUUUAGGUUAAUAGCACACGCAACAGUAUACAUUUAUUUAUAUAAUAUUAACGACAAAAUUGCUUAGUAUAGACCGUGGGGUGUGCCUUAAAUGAUUACCUAAAUUGCAAAAAAAACUAAAUUAUAAACACAUUCAUGAAUAUGUAUUAUUAUUAUUACUAUUACUAUUGUGUAUAUAUAAAUAUAAUUUUGCGUUAUGUAUUUGCAUCAAAUCGAUUAUUCGUCACUAUUUAUUGUUAGUCGAACACAUUACCAAACGUUUUACGCGAAAGGCAAGCUCGCACAGGCUCUACAAACUAGUGAGUAAUAUCUAAUUAUUCAUUUACAUACAAUUUUUUUAUUAAUUGAAACAUGAAAAAUAUGUGACUGCGCGUAAGCAACUGUAUAGAAAGACUAAUUUCGUAAAUAUAUAAAUAUUUCACAUACUA
Messenger RNA from Frieseomelitta varia, 3321 nucleotides. RefSeq lists its product as uncharacterized. Lineage: Eukaryota; Metazoa; Arthropoda; Insecta; Hymenoptera; Apidae. The coding region runs from base 1023 to 2207 and encodes 394 amino acids. The transcript is spliced from 3 exons. The record is from RefSeq and is a predicted model, not a curated record.